Molecule: messenger RNA, 11664 nt
Organism: Musca domestica (house fly)
Lineage: Eukaryota; Metazoa; Arthropoda; Insecta; Diptera; Muscidae
Gene: E(Pc)
Exons: 11
Coding region: 2525-9406 (2293 amino acids)
Biological process (GO): regulation of transcription by RNA polymerase II
Cellular component (GO): piccolo histone acetyltransferase complex
Source: RefSeq, a predicted model, not a curated record
GCUUUUGGGUGAAAAUAAUGAAAAUCUAAGCUGUAUCGGUGGCUUGAAAAAACGAGAUUUUGCAUUGUGUUGUCCAUGCAAAAAAGAAAAAACGAGCCGAGAAAAAAGUCGUGUCAUUUCGCCGCUAUAAAUGUUUGUGUAUGAAGUGAAAUUCGCCGCUUGGUUUCUGUCUUGUCGCUGUCGCUGCCACAGAAGUUUUUGUUUACUUAAGCAGAGCGCGGGGCAAUGUGAAGAACAGAAACAUAUUCGUCCGUCCGGUAUAAAUAAAAAAUUGAUUUAAUUAAAGAAAAGUUUAGAGUGUCGAUGGAAAAUUAUAACAAACAUAGCGUGGCUGUCACCAAAAUACAACAUAGAAUAGAAUAAACAGAGAAAUAAUAUAAAAAGAAUUAUUGAAUUUGCUUAAAAAGAAUUGGAAUAAAAGGGCAAAAAAAGUAUAAGAAGCAAAAAAUAAAUAAAAAGCCCAAGAAUACCAAGAGAAAUAUAUAAAAUAAAUAAGACUCGCGUUGUGAAAACAAAAGAAUUCUAGUUUACAAUAUCAAUUACAAACAGAAAACAGAAACAAAGUAAAAGAAAAAAGAACACACGUAAACCAACCAACAACAAGAACGACAACAACAUUACAAGACAAACAACACAAAACGACGGCACGGUAUCAUGUUUUGCAUAAAAAAUGCCGUUUAAUGUUUCUGUUGUCGACGCUUACGUUGCUGUCGUCGUCAACGUUGCUGCCGGAGAGCUGUUGCUGCCACUAAAUGUUGCUGCGCCGUCAUUCUUUAAAUGAAAUAUGAAAUGUAUACAAAUGUUAACGAUCGCCACUCCACUCAACAUUGUUGUAAUUAUGCAAAUUUAUUUAGGUUUUUCGAUUUCAAUUUGAAAAAUGUCGUCGUCAUAUAGCCCGCACGAUUUGUUAUUGUUGCUUUCAUUGCAAAAAAAUCGUAGUAGUUGUCAUAUAAAUCAUCAACAGCAGCGCCAGCAGCAGCAUAAAUUGUUAACGACGAACCACAACAACACCAACAACAAGAACGUGUUAAAUAAACAAAAUAACAACUGCAACAACAACAACUGUAACCAAAAACAACAACAGCAGCAACAACAAAUAGAACAACAGCAAUUAUUGUUGUUCUUCAUUGUGGUACCAUUGCUGAUCUCUACUAGAAAAGAAACAGCAUUGUCAGCAACUAAAACAGCAGCAGCAACAACAAAUAUAAAAACAACAGAAAUUCCCCAAAACAAAAGAUAUACUAAAACAAAAAAUAUAACAACAACAAUAACAUCGUCAUCGAGUGUUGAGGAAAGAGACAUUGAACCGGCAUUUGGAGUGAUACAUUCGUCAUCCGCAAGCAAAGCAAAAACAACAACAUCAACAGCUACGACGAACAAUAACAAAAGGUUGGUAACAGGAACCGCCACAACACAACCAACAACAACAACGACGACGACGCCAACAAAGACGGCGAAGACGUUUAAAACAAACUCAACGACAACAACAAACACAAACACAAGAAGAGAGGAUAUCAGCAGCAAGAUCUUCUCUCGAUUACCUGGCUACUACGAGCAGCCGCAACAUCAGCAGGAUAAUAGUACUUUGCAAACGUAUUACAUUGUUUGCAAGGAAUUGGAAAUUCCAAAAUCCUCAUCCACUAGUAGUAGUAUUAAUAGUAAUACUAUACAAAAACUACAACAACAAAAACAAGAAUUUGGAAUUGUAGUUUUCAUCUACUAUCUUUUAAGAAAGGUUCUACUUCAUCGACAAGCACGAGGAGUAACCACAGCAACAACAGCAGUAUCGUUGUUAUUGGACUACACAGACUGCUGGUCCCCUUCAAGAACAUCCCCAUUGGCGGCAAGAGAUCCUCAUUUGUGUAAUUUAAAUCACACACUUCUGCCAAGCAGCAGUGCUGCUUUAAAAUCUGAAUUAACCCAUACAUCUUAUCAUCCACACAAGUCAAGUGCAUCAUCGGUGGCGUCAAGAUAUCCCUUAUCAUCGUCAUCGCUUGGCAGAAAAAGCUCCUCCAAGCUAUUUUACAGUCCCCUCCAACAGGAUAUACACUCGUUUCAUUUAAAUUAUCCCCAGCUGCAUUAUUUUCAAACCAAUCAUCAUCUAAGCAGAUUAACCCGAUAAAUCUAAAGAAAAGGCAGUUUGAAAUAUUUGGAUUGUUAGAAAUUUUUUGUAAACAACAACAAAGCCAGACUCCUCGAGCGACUCCUUUUCUUGCCUCCACAUAAUCAUCAGCAUUAGUUAGCAGCACCUUCCUAAGACACCAGCAACAACUACCUAAUACUUCAACAAGGAAAUAGAAUAAAAUUCAAAUUUUGUUGUUUUUGAUUUUUUUUAUAAAACUCGAAAACUUUAAAACUAAUAAACAACACAAAGCCAAAUUUAGUUUGUAACAAUCAAAAGAAAAAGAAAAAAACGCAAAAAGGAAAACAAAAAGGUCUAAACAAGGAAGAAGUUUGUCGUCUAAAAAAGCAACACAUCCAUCAAUCAAUCGUCUAUCUCAUCAAGCAUCAGACAAACAUCAUCAUGUCGAAAUUAUCAUUUAGGGCUCGUGCCCUCGAUCCAUCCAAACAAAUGCCCAUUUAUUUGGCCGAGGAGCUACCGGAUUUGCCAGAAUAUUCAGCUAUAAAUCGAGCGGUACCACAAAUGCCAAGUGGCAUGGAAAAAGAGGAAGAGUCGGAACAUCAUUUACAACGAGCAAUAUGUACAGGUCUAAUUAUUCCGACUCCGGAAGUCUAUACCACCGAACAAGAUUUCUAUGAUAAAAAUUAUCCACCCAAUUACCGUAUGCCCCGGCAAUUGAUUCACAUGCAACCACUUGGUUUGGAGCAAGAUGUACCCGAAUACGAUAUGGAUAGUGAAGAUGAAGUGUGGGUUACGCAACAACGAAAACGCUUAGAUUUAACGCCAUUCAAAUUUGAACAAAUGAUGGAUCGUCUUGAGAAAAGUUCAGGCCAGACAGUGGUUACAUUGAAUGAGGCAAAAGCGCUGCUCAAACAGGACGAUGAGGUCAGCAUAGCCGUCUACGACUACUGGCUGAAUAAACGCCUGAAAAUGCAACAUCCGUUGAUUCUCUCCGUCAAGACAGAGAAUCGGCCGGGGGCCUCAUCAAAUAAUCCGUACUUAGCAUUUCGCCGGCGCACUGAAAAAAUGCAAACGCGAAAGAAUCGUAAGAAUGAUGAGACUUCCUAUGAGAAGAUGCUCAAGUUAAGGCGUGAUCUGCAACGGGCAACCACGGUUUUGGAGAUGGUGAAGAGGCGUGAGAAAACCAAGCGUGAACAUGUGCAUUUGUCCAUAGAAAUCUUUGAGAAACGUGUACAACUCAAAGACUUCAAUGGAGCUUUACUGUCAGAGCUCAGUGCUACCAUCAAGAAUUCAAGACCUGCCUUUGCCCCAUUGUAUGCUAAUCAAUACUCGCAUCAUUCAUCAUCUUCGGGAGCCACACCGACGGCUGUGGUACCCAGUGUUAGUUCAUCGGCAGCCGGUUUGAACAAUGUCAUGGGUUCUACGGGCAUGAUGACACCGGGUCAAACGGGCAGUGUAACAGCUGGAGGUCAUAUGUAUUCAUCAGCACCGCAGUACCUGAACUCAGCGAAUGUAGCUAUGGAUGCAUUAAAUGCUGGCAGUCGCAAAGAGAAACGUCAGUAUAAGAAGCGUAAACAUAAAAUACCACGUGAUAAACAACAACUGAAUCACCAGCAACAGCAGCAGCAACAACAGUAUUUAGCCACGAUGGGUGUAAUGCCAACAUCGGGUACCGCAGGAGCUGCAUUGGGUGUUGGAGGAGUGGCUGGUAUUCCGGGCGGAACAUCAAGUUUGCCGCAUCACCUGCCGCAUCAUAUGCAUCAUCACCUGCAUCGUCAAAGUUCAUCGCCUGCGCCAAAUGAGUCGAACAUCGAAACCGAGGAGGAAGAUUUAGCGCACAAAAUCGGUUCGGAAAGUGAAGAAGAGGCUCCGUUUGCAUUUAGAAGAAGACAAGGCUGCGAUUAUUUGAGGUCAAGAGCCCAUACCGGCAAUUGGCCUUGGGAGCCUAAGGAGGAGUAUGGUUUCGGUGACACUAAAUAUCGCUAUACCCUAGCCUCCAUUAAACAUCCAAGACCUCGUUGUAUUGGCUUUGCAAGACGUCGCAUGGGUCGUGGUGGUCGCAUUCUCUUGGAUCGUGUAGGAUCGAAUUUGGACGAUUUUUGGUCUCAGCUUGACUACACAAUAUUGGAGAGUAAAACAUCCGAUACCAAUAGCAUUGUCGGCGAUACAACAACAACGACGACGAUAAAAACUAAUAAAAAAGAUUCUUCUGCAAAACCCGCCUCACCACCAACUGUUGUUGAUUUAGUGCCCCCAGCGGCGUCAGCGUUUGGAGCACCAACAUCAGCCGCAGCAUCUACUACUAAUGUAAAUAAUGCAAAUACACCCGCCACUAUAAUUAAGCAAGAAAUCGUGGAUACCAACAUAUAUAAUAAGCAUCUCGAUAAUACCAAGACAUCAUCCGUCAUUAAUGGUCUGGAGGAUGAUGCUAAUGGCAAUGACGAUGAUUUGGAAGUUGGUCUCAAUGGCUAUUGUGAAUAUGAAUAUUCCGAUGACGAUGACGAACUGGAAGACGAACAUGGUUUACACAUACAAAGGGAUAGGCUAUAUCACUCAUGUAUCUCAAUGGCACGAUUCAGACGACGACGAAGAAGACAGCAGGAGCAACAAGAACAACGGCAGCAAAGUGAACAGAAUUCGAAACGGCGUAAAUUAAAUAAUGCCCAUUUGCAGCAAAAGAACAUGGAAGCGGCACAACGACGUUUGUUGUACAAAUUGUCUCAAUCACUGAUGAUGGAUAAUGGCACGGGUAGUGUCAAUGGACGUGUAAAUAAUUUAGUUAACUCAUCGACCAACAACACAACAGCAGACCCCAUUAAACAUGAGAAGGUAAAUGGCCUAAAUAAAACAGAUGAUGAAAUGGGAUCUACGACGACAACGUGGACCAAUCAUCGUUGUGCGUCGACUGCUGCCACUAACACCACCGUCCUGGAAAAACUACACACAUCCCCCACCAACAAUACCAGCAUCAGCUCAUCAUCAUUGUCAUCGUUUUCAUCGUCUUUGCCAGCCAUCAACAACAACAGCAACAACAAUUCAUCGUCGCUAGUUAUUGGCAUUAUCAACAACAACAAUAGUAGUAACAAUGUUAAUAUGAACAUUAGUAAUGGUAGUAGAAGUAAUAAUUGUAGUAGUAUAAGUGACAAAACGAAUGUGAUAAAAAGAGAGAUCAUCAUACAGGAUGCAGAUUCGGAAAAUGCAUCAACGUCCUCGUGUAAUCCUGGUGAUUUGCUGAUGACAUCGAGAGCCAUUAAACAGGAAAUGAUGGAUUCGUCAGCGCCCUCAUUAGCCUCGGCCGAUGAUUCCAAUGAGCCGUUGAGUAGUAUACAAAAGCUUGGCACAGCGUCGUCAGCAGCCGCUGAUAUUGUUGAAGACGAAGAAAAUCUCAAUUUGGCACAGCUAAGUAAUUUGAUAAAGAUCAAGAAGGAGGAGGAGGAAGAUGUAAUGUUUGAGUACUCAAAUGAUCGGGCGGCGGAGAUGUUUGGAAGAAAUGGUGGUCGAGUAGCAGGUGUUAGUGGCCAGCAACAACUGGCUUCGGAAAGUGAAGACGACGAAGUUUCAUGCUAUAAUCAAAUGGCUGAUGUUAUACGUCAACGUGAUCUGAGGAGAAGCAGAAGGCCAUUGAGACCCAAUAGCAGUGGGGAACCAUUGAAGGGUGUAAAUGUAUUGAUCGAAGAAGUGGCGGCAGCAAACAACGAACAAAAGCAAGAACAGCCAGACGAUGAGCUAACAAUGUUGGGUGGACUGUCUCCCACUUCGUCGCAACGUUUGGAUAUUUGCAAUGAACUAUUGUCGGAAAUACGACGUGAUUGGUUGCAUUUCAGGCCCAAAACACCCACAGAAACCGAAAAGGAAGACUUUUGGUCUUUAGAUAUGGAGUAUAAGCUAUCAUCGCCACUGGUCGAUUGGUCACAGCAAACACCAAUAGCCAUAGAAAUGGUUCGAGAAUCACUAAGUCCCAUAAAAGACGUUAAGAUGGCCAGUAAGUUGUUGAAAAAGGAAUCCACUCUUUGGAAGGAUGACGAAGAGUGUAACAGCGCAGCAUUUAUAACACCCGCUUUUAAAUACGAAGACUUGGAGGCUGAUACUCAACUUUUACAGAGUUCAUUUAUGUCCGAUAUUACCCGGGGCAGUAGUAAAAGUCCCGAGGCGGCCAAUAACAGUGCUUGUCUGGAUUUGAAUUUCAGUGGCGACUCCUUGAACGACAUAAAUCUUCUCGGCGAUGGCGAUGAUGCUGACAUGUUGGAUAAUAUACUGCAGGAAGUUCAAAUCGAUGAUAUUAAGACAUUGGCCACCAAUUUCUGGAAUGGUAUUUUGGAUGGUGAAAAUGUUGACACCGAGGUGGAUGGUGACGUUGAAGCGGCAGCCGGUUUGCUGGAUGGCAUCGAUGAUGCCACAAAGAAAUGUGACAAAAGUGGAGUUGGGGAAAGCAAGAAAGCAAAUACACGAGGCAAAGGUGGAAAGAAAGCCUGUGCAGCUCUUACACCCGUGGGCAGUUCUUCAUUCAAUUGUUUGCCAUUGGAAAAGGCUUUGGUUAAGGAUGAGACAUUCUUCAAGCAAGAAGAAGAACUGAAAAAGGAGCCAUGUGAUGAAGAUGAGGCGACAGCGGUGCAAGAUAAAGAGGUAGCUGUUAAAUCUGAAGCCAUGGAUGUGACUGAAGCAAAGGUUGGUUUGGCGGUGGAAGGUGGCCAGGCAGUGAUACCGAAUAACAUGAUUGUUAGUAUAACGCCACAACAACAGCAACAAAUAGUGGCAGCACCAGCCCUGGUGAUGGCAUCUUCAGCGGCGGAGACUUCUGGUUGUGCAAAUUUGAAUGUCCAACAAGAAGUUGUGCAGCCUGCAGAUCCAAUUGUUAUUGCCCAGCCAAUGGUCCAACAACAUCAUCAGUCCGGCCAACAACAACAGCAGCAGCCACAUCCACAACCACAUUUAAUUACCCAUUCAACACCGCUGCAGGUAAUUGGAAAUACCAUCACUCUUAAUCCUGGUGAUACAAUUGCAACCACUCACAAUCAGUUGCAGGCCACCAGUACUAAUCCCGCCGCCACUAGCCAAAUACAACAACAUCAACAGCAGCCACAGCCGCAACAGUCAGCAUCGCCGCAGGCCCAGCAGCAACAUCAGCUGACGACAAUACAAGUGUUGCAACAGCCACAAGGCACAACUCAACAGAUACGCAAUGUAACCGUCCAACAGUUACAUCAGCUGCAAUUACAACAACAGCAGCAGCGUAAAUUACAAUUGCAACAACAGCAGCAGCAGCAGAAGUUGUUAAUGCAGCAACGGGCUGGCGAACUUGUGAAUGCAGCAACAAAUAAUGCGGCUAGCGGCGGUGCAUCUGUGAUAGCUCAGUAUAUUCCCAAUACUACCAGUAAUUCCAAUACCACAACGACAACGAUAAUGCGUCAACCCACGCUAACGCCCAUCGGGGCCGCCACAGUAACCCAUAACAAUAGUACUGGUCAAAUGAUCUACACAACCACAUCGGCUGGUGAUGUUAUUGGCACUGCGACCGGCUCACAGAAAAUCUAUUUGCAGAAGGCUCCCGUUUCGUUGGGUUCGUCGACCACGACGCAAGGUGUCAACAUCAUCAACACUAGCAGUGGACAACAAUUGACAGUACAGAAUAUAGCUGGUGUACAGCAUAUAAAUGCCACUGGCAAUGGUUCCAAUGCAACGGCUGGUCCCUUAAUUGUUACCACAUCAGCGAGAAAUGCCGUCCAACAAUUGACCCAACAGCAAAUGGUGGGUCAACCGACCCAACAAAUCGUGUGGCGUCAACUGGGUUCGACAAAUGUAACAACAACACCGGCUGGCAUGUUGGCUGGCGCCACAACGGCUGUGACAAAUGCCGAUGGCACGGUGACGGCAACAAUGGAAUCGGGCAAUAAAAUUGUCUGGACAAAUCGACCGGCUCAAAAGCGACUGCUAAAUGGUCCAGAGAGUACAGAUAUCAACAAGGUGUUAUUGAAUCGCAAGCUCUCACAACGAAAAAUAAUAACCCAAGCCCACCAACAGAUUCUUCAACAACAGCAGCAACAGCAACACUUGCAACAGCAGCAGCAACAACAACAGCAGCAAGCGCAAGAUGAUGACUUAACGACGACAUUGAAUGCAUUGAGUGGCCAGGAAACAACCACAACCACUGGUGUUACAUAUACCACACAACAGCAGCAGCAGCAGCAACAACAACAAAUACAAAAAGUUACUACUAGCGGUGGUGGCAGCGGCGGCGGUAAAGUUAUCAAAAUGCCAUCAUCAUUCCCCCUACUGGUAUCCGAGGUUAAUUUGCAGCAACAACAAAAACACAAUACAGCUGCUGCCAUUGCGGCAAAUCACAACUACAGCCUACAACCCACAGCAGCCAUUAUAACUUCUCAGGCUUCACAGCAGGGCAGCGGUGGGGGUAAUAAGAUAUAUCUAACCGCAAGUUCUAGCGGUGGAGCAGCUACAAACUACACCAUAACCAAUGCCAGUGAAUUGCAGUCGGCUGCCCAGAAAUUGCAGGCGGCUGGCAAUUCAAAUGUAAAGCUGCAGCAUUUGUUGUCGCAGCAGUUGUUGUAUCAACAGGGUAAACUGAAAAGAGAACGAAUUUUGAAUAUCAUUGGUGCGGCAACAUCGGUGGACGGCAGUGGCGGCGGCGGCGGCAAUGCUUCUGCUGGCACUAUCACCGCCACCUCUGGCAGCAGUGGUGGCGUUUCGGUUACGGGUGAUAAUAACAAGCGUGUCUUGUACACCAGUCUGGUGAAUGUUAAGCAACUGCAAAAGAAUAAUACGGGACAAAUGCAGGUUCAAAUUAAUCCUCAAGGUAUGGCUCAUGCUGUGCUGCGAAAUCGUAUUGGGAACAAUCAAAUCUUUGCCAAUAUGCGAACGGUGCCAGUGGCAACCGUGGUGGCGUCGGCGCCCGGCAACAAUCACAGUAACAAUGUAACGGCGAGCAAUGCUGGGGGUGGCGUCGGCGGUGGUACCACAGUUCAGGUUGUAUCAUCAAAUCAGCAAACAUCAACGGGAAAUCUUAACUCCAACACAUCCAAUAGUCUCAACAAUUCCGAUCAGCAACAGCAACUGAGUGAUAUGAAUGCCACCGGCAGUGGCUUGACGAUAAUAAACUCAACGGCCGAUUUGAAGUCCAUAACUGUUGCUGCUUCUGCAGCCGGAGGCUCGGCUGGUGGUGGCGGCGGUGGGGGUGGUUUGAUUGAGAAUACCAACAACAGCAGUCCUGUGACGGCAAACAGCAACAAUUCAUCUUCGAAUGGUGGCGGUGGCAGUACCGGCAACAGCAAUGUCACAACAACAAAUAACACCACGACAAUCAAUAGGUGAGACGAGGCAAGAUAACUACCAUUUAGGGUCUUACAAAAAAUGAAUGAUUUCUUCUGCAACAUCAUCAGUGUAAAUAUGAAACAAAUGGCCGAGAAAUUGUUAUUGAAUGCCAAAAGCCAGCAGAGAUGGCGAUGUCGUCGGCGCAGCAACAGCAUCAGCAACAGCUUUGUUGCCUAACAAACAGCAAAGCAACAGCAUUAAGAAUUGCAAAACGCCCAUCGCCCUCUACUCCCUUCUCUUCUACUCGUCUCUAAUCUAUGAUGCAUCGAUCGUCUUCUACGACUACGACUACCUACCCAACCACUAUCUACCACUAAACUAACGUGACUGCUGUUGCUACUGUUUUGAUUACUUUUUGACAAUAACAAAGAUUUAUUUUAUUCGUUUUUCUUAAUUUCUCAAAUACACAAGAACAAUAAAAAUCACAACAACAACAAACAAGAACAACAAAUACCAUUCCACUUAACAGCAUAUUGAUAAUAAUAGAAAACAAAAGAGAACACAACACUCAUAACAAUUAAACACACAGUAACAAAUAGAAGAUGAAGGAGGCUGCCAAAAAAAAAAAAAAAAAACGAAUGUUUAUAGAGGAACACCGACGAAGUGAUAAAGGAAGAGCAAACUUACAAUGGAAGUUUAGAGCCUCGAAAAGGCUUAGCGAACGUUGGAUUAGUUAGUUCAAAGAGAAAACAUUUAAGUUUAAAAUUGAUUUCAUGAAUUCCAUGAGAAAAGGAGGAAAAUGUUCUUUGGGACUAAAUCAAUCCCAGUUAGCCGUGAAAUGUGGAAGACAAGCAGGCUAAACUGAUGCUCUGACUGCUUCUAAGCCUCUAUAAACAAUAUACAUAUAAACUCUCACAAACACACACACACACCCAUAAACACAAACAGCAAAUUCAGGCCAUACACUAAAAAACAAACAAAAUUCAAUUUAUAUUCGAAAAAGAGUUCUUAUGAGACAAAAUUUGUGUUAGCCUAGAAAUGUAUGUAUAAACAGCAACCACAACUCAACAGUAAAGCAACAACAAACCUUUUUUUAGUAUAUAUUAAAAGAAAAUUAAAUUUUUUGUAAUUUUUAAUUUUUAUCAUUUAAUGUUAAAAUGAAAACCAACCAACUCCUCCCCCCCACAACAAGAUGAAACAAAUUAUAUAAUUAUAUAAAUAAUAAUAAAAAGCCACUACAAGGAAAGAAGAAGAAAACUUACAUUUAUGCUUAAAUUAAAAAAAAUGUAUAGAAACUAAAAAUAAAAACACAUAAUAAUAAUGAUAAAAAAAAACUUAUAAUAAUAAUAAUCAAUGUAUGAAGUAAAAACAAAUCAACCAUAAUUAAACUUAAUUAAAGAAGGAAAGAAAAGAAAACAUAAAACCAAUUAUAAACGAAAAAAAAAAACGCUCUCCCCCUUUUUAAAUAUUAAAAAAAAAAACAAACAAAAACAUAUAAAAAAAGAAAAAAAUUACAUAAAAUUACUAUAUUUUUUUCUUCUUUAGAAAAUUAUUAGAAAUACGCUGAAAUAAUUUAUAUACCACAACAACAACAACAUAAUAAUGUUACAAAAUAUUAUUACAUUUAAAGAUCUUAUUUUCAAGAUCUUGGUUUAUUAUUUUUAUUCAAUAACUAUUAUUUUUUUAAUUUUUGAAAAACAAAACAAAAAAUAAAACAAAUUUUGUUAAUUUAACAACAAAAUUAUUACCCAAAACUAAUGUUUCUUCUUGGCUUUUUUUUUCUCCAAAACAAGAAAAACUCAUUAUUUUGUUUUCUUUGAUUUUUAAUUUCAAACCAGGAGAGAAUUUCUUACAUUUUCGUAAUCCAAUUCCAUAAAACAAAAUUUAAGCAGCUUGUCUUUCUUUUGACAGUAAAUACUAAUACUACCCUGAGGAACCCAAUAGCAGCAACAGCUAGCUUGCCCCCAAUCCAAUACCAACACCUCAGAACCACCAGCUGUUUUAGUUUUUCAAACGUUUUCUCUUCUUCUUCAUUAAUUACAUAAAAAUUGUUUAAAAACUGAAGAAAAAAUAUCUCAAAAACACUAUAUAUAAAAAAACAAACCAGAAGAAAUAAAUAAUAUACUUUUUUUAUAUAUAUAUAAAAUAAAACAUCUUAUGAUUAUGUUGUAAAUAGUUAGCUUUAAUAUUAAUUCUAAACAAAAAACCCAUUAAGUUUAAUUAAAAACGCAAAGAAACAAUUAAAAAAACAAACAGAUAAAAUUAAAUGUGUAUUAAAAUAAUAAAACAACAAAUGAUACAAAAAACAAACAAAACAA